Myotis davidii is the source of this 1985-nucleotide messenger RNA. RefSeq names its product polypeptide N-acetylgalactosaminyltransferase 2 (gene GALNT2). The record is from RefSeq and is a predicted model, not a curated record. Bases 325 to 1233 code for a protein of 302 amino acids. Gene Ontology annotation, cellular component: Golgi apparatus. The transcript is spliced from 9 exons. NCBI's taxonomy places the organism in Eukaryota, Metazoa, Chordata, Mammalia, Chiroptera, Vespertilionidae.
GGAGGGAAACUCCCGAUGCCCAAGCCCUUCCCUUCACGGCAGCCGGACAGCCGACGGGCAGGAAGUCACGAAACCCUUACAGGACCACCGGCCGCGGGCAUGACGGUCCCGCAAGUCCCUGCUGCUGGUUGAGAACUCACCACGUGCCAGACGCUUUGCACAUGACCUUCCCCCAGCUGCCCCCACCCCCCACCCCCGCCUGACAGCCGAGGCACUGGCAUCACUUGGGGGGUCGGGUUCUCAGGGUGUGUUAACCCCUACUCUUGUCUCUCUCGGUUCCAGGAUAGGACCCGGGUCGUGUCGCCCAUCAUCGAUGUCAUCAACAUGGACAACUUUCAGUACGUGGGGGCGUCCGCCGACUUAAAAGGGGGUUUCGACUGGAACCUGGUGUUCAAAUGGGACUACAUGACGCCCGAGCAGAGGCGCGCGCGGCAGGGGAACCCGGUCGCCCCCAUCAAAACCCCCAUGAUCGCGGGGGGGCUGUUCGUGAUGGACAAGUCCUAUUUUGAGGAGCUGGGGAAGUACGACAUGAUGAUGGACGUGUGGGGCGGAGAGAACCUGGAGAUCUCCUUCCGCGUGUGGCAGUGCGGGGGCAGCCUGGAGAUCAUCCCCUGCAGCCGCGUGGGGCACGUGUUCCGCAAGCAGCACCCAUACACCUUCCCCGGCGGCAGCGGCACCGUCUUCGCCCGCAACACCCGCCGGGCGGCCGAGGUGUGGAUGGACGAGUACAAAAACUUCUACUACGCCGCCGUGCCUUCCGCCAGGAACGUCCCUUACGGCAACAUCCAGAGCCGCCUGGAGCUGAGGAAGAAGCUGAGCUGCAAGCCGUUCCGCUGGUACCUGGAGAACGUGUACCCGGAGCUGCGGGUCCCCGACCACCAGGACAUUGCCUUCGGCGCCUUGCAGCAGGGCACCAACUGCCUCGACACGCUGGGGCACUUCGCCGACGGCGUCGUCGGCGUGUACGAGUGUCACAACGCGGGGGGCAACCAGGAAUGGGCGCUGACCAAGGAGAAGUCGGUGAAGCACAUGGACCUGUGCCUGACGGUGGUGGACCGGACGCCCGGCUCGCUCAUCAAGCUGCAGGGCUGCCGGGAAAAUGACAGCAGACAGAAAUGGGAGCAGAUCGAGGGCAACUCCAAGCUGCGGCACGUGGGCAGCAAUCUGUGCCUGGACAGCCGCGGGGCCGCGGCGGGCGGCCUACGCUGUCCCAACAGUGGAAGUUCUCGCUGAACCUGCAGCCCUAGGCGCCGCCGCGCCCACGGGCGGUCGGAGAUCACGGGAUCGAUCAAACUUUCCGCGAAACUAUAUACCUCAGUCUCCCGUCCUGUCUGCACGCCGGCACCUCGGCACCGACGGGACGGGGCGGCAGACACAGCGGCAAGGGAAGAGGACUGGUCACCAGUCACAGCGCAGCCUGGUCCCCCCUCCCUGGGCACCGCCCCGUCCUGUCGGCUCCCUCCUGGUCCUGCCCAGACGCCAAGGAGCAGCCCCAGCCACAGCGGGGAUGCGACAGCCGAGGCUCCAGGUGUGCGUUUGGGGGACGGGAGGGGGAAGGGGCACGUGGCUCCAUUGCAGCAGGAGAUCUCUCUGGAAACCUCCCUUGGCCCCAUCGCAAGCCCGCGUGGCCCACGGCACCGACGGCCACCUGCGGGUCCGGCUCCCCACCACCUCCACACGACGCGAAGGACCUGCCGGAUCUGAACUUGAAUGUUUCUGUGGCGGGACACCCACUAUAAAUAGAUAUAAAGAAAGCGCACAGCCGUUCCGGUGGUUUCUGUAGGUCCUCACCCUGUCAAUGCCCCUCGGAGCUGUGCCGGCCGUGCCCCCGGGGUGGCCCUGGCAGCGGGCGGGGCCCCGUGGAGGCCAGGAUGCCAGCCAUGGCCCCGCCUCGCUGUCCGGCUACAGCGUGGGCGUCACUGCUCUGUGCUGGAAUCCACUUUGCGUGCCCCUGGCAUCUGUAAACCUGGACUUGAUUGGACAAA